Messenger RNA from Linepithema humile (Argentine ant), 1113 nucleotides. RefSeq names its product probable ribosome production factor 1. NCBI's taxonomy places the organism in Eukaryota, Metazoa, Arthropoda, Insecta, Hymenoptera, Formicidae. Gene Ontology annotation, cellular component: preribosome, large subunit precursor; nucleolus. Gene Ontology annotation, biological process: maturation of 5.8S rRNA; maturation of LSU-rRNA. Gene Ontology annotation, molecular function: rRNA primary transcript binding. The record is from RefSeq and is a predicted model, not a curated record.
UAUAAUUUAUAAUUUUAGUAAAAUAUACAGCACGAUGAAGAUUAAAACUUUGCGAAAGAAUCCUUUCAGUCGUAUUAGAGAAGAAGAUGACGAAAAUCAACCGAGUACUUCGAGCAAACCUCCAGAAGUUUUGCUGCCUUCUGAUAGUAACUUUAAUCAUAUCAAAUGCAAAGCUUUGAGGUAUCAGAAAUGUCAGCAAUUAAUGAAAGAGAAAGCAAAGGCGAAGAAAGCAGCGAAAAAGACGAGGAUACAAGAGGAUGGUCCGAAACAGGUGCCACACACUAUAGAGAGCCUGCGAGAGAAGGAUGAGACUAUGAUAGUAGGCAAUCUUGAGGACGAGCACAACGAGGAGCUCAAAGUUGAAUGUGAACACGACGAGUUUGCUGCUUAUUACAAACAGGAAUAUGAACCUAAAGUCCUCAUUACAUAUGCUGACAAUCCAAACAGAAAAACCAGAAUUUUUGGCAGGGAGCUUACGCGGAUAAUACCCAACUCUAUUUCACUUUAUAGAAAUCGUUCUGGUGUUAAGAAAAUGGUCAAAAGUGCUAUUGCUAAAGAUUUUACAGACAUAAUAAUUGUUAAUGAAGAUCAAUGCAAGCCAAACGGAAUGUUGAUCAUUCAUUUGCCAGAAGGCCCCACAGCACAUUUCAAGCUCAACAAUGUUAAAAUAACAACAGAAUUGAAGCGCAAUCAUAAAGAAAUCACUGAACAUAGACCAGAAGUUAUUCUAAAUAAUUUUACCACACGUUUGGGAUUUACUAUCGGCAGAAUGCUAGGAGCCUUGUUUCAUUAUCAACCAGAGUUUAAAGGGAGGAGAGCUGUGACAUUUCACAAUCAGAGAGAUUACAUAUUUUUCAGACAUCAUAGGUAUGAAUUUAAUACAAAAACGGGAAAACCAAAAUUACGAGAAUUGGGUCCACGAUUCACUCUGAGAUUAAGAUCACUGCAGCGUGGAACAUUCGACAGCAAAUAUGGCGAAUAUGAGUGGAUCAUACAGGGACGCAGACAUAAGAUGGAGACAAGCAGAAGAAAGUUCUUUUUGUGAAUUUUAUAUAUUGGAAUUAUUUAGCAGAAAAUUGUUUUGAAAAAAAUAAAUCAUAAUUAUAUGCCAAA